Molecule: messenger RNA, 624 nt
Organism: Leptinotarsa decemlineata (Colorado potato beetle)
Lineage: Eukaryota; Metazoa; Arthropoda; Insecta; Coleoptera; Chrysomelidae
Source: RefSeq, a predicted model, not a curated record
AUGAAAAAGCCGGACGGUACACUAGGCCACACGGUAUAUCAAAAGCCAACACACACGAAUAGGUACCUAAACGCAAAUUCACACCACCACCCAAAACAAAUUCAUGCGGUGGCAAAAACACUCAUUACACGUUCCAGGAGGCUGGCAGACAACGAUCAAAGACAACAAGAGUUGAACACCAUCGAAACAACUCUACAAAUGAAUAACUACUCAGAAAGAAGAACAACAGAUAAAAUAAGCAGAAUUCUUCGCCGACACAACAUAUCAACUUCAUUCGUACCAGAACGGACAAUAAGGUCCAUGCUUCGUAAUCCCAAGGAUCAGAUACCACUGGAGUCACAAGGAGUGUGCCAUGACUGUGGCAGGACUUACAUCGGGCAGACCAACAGAAGAAUCAACAUACGCAAAGAUGAACACAAACUAGCAGUGGAGGGAAAAGUCACCACGUCUUCUCUCUUCCAAUACGUACUGCAGACAGGACAUAACAUCAAUUUCGAUAACACAGCAAUACUAGCAAGCAACGAAAACUUUUACUCGCGAACAAUCAGAGAGGCUAUCGAAAUUGAAAAGCGACCUAAUAAUAUAAAAAAGAGGGAUGAUGCGCAAAGAUUACCAUCAACAUAG